Oldenlandia corymbosa var. corymbosa is the source of this 4310-nucleotide messenger RNA. Lineage: Eukaryota; Viridiplantae; Streptophyta; Magnoliopsida; Gentianales; Rubiaceae. The record is from the annotation of a GenBank genome assembly.
CAAGUUUCAGUAGCUAAAGUAUCUGCAGAAAUUAGAACGGAAAAAAAAAAAAGUUAGUACCUUUCGUAUGAAACUCAGAUAUAUACAAACCAGUAUGAUAAAAAGACUGAUUACUCACUAGUUCAAACAAACAGAAGGCGUGCCAAAAUGUAAUUUCUACCGUGUAGGCAAAUUCUUCACAGAAAAUGUACACUCGACCAAAAAAAAAAAAAAUGUACAGUCUUGCUCGAGAACUGAUGAUAGUUGCGCUGCAAAAAGGACUACAGCAAGCCGCAACAAUAGAGGACUGCUGCAGGAUGCCCUACUGAUUCCUUCAUACCCAUAUAACAGAAUUUUUGCCAUCCUUGACCAAAAUAUUUGGUGUAUCAAAGCAUAAUACCACUCUGAAUGAUUUCCUGAUCACUGUAACAUGGUUCACAUAUAGGCAAGCAUUUUCUAAAACGAACUCAUCGAAGCGAAAGUAGUGGGGAGAAACUUUCCAAAUAAAAUAGCGACACUCCACCAAAUAAAUUUUUGUUUAACCUAGUCCAUCCAUCAAUCUGUUAUAGGUAGCAAUAUCAGGUAUCAAACCCUUGUCCAACAUCUCCUCCACUAGAGCUUUGCCCUCCUCCUUCCUAGCUUCUUUAGUAUAGCCAUAUAUCAAGAUCCUGUAAGUCAUACCAUCAGGUUCAAGACCCUUACUGGCAGCCAACAACCUCAACUUAUUAGCGUCCACAGCCCUUCCUGCUUCACACAUGUCGCGAAGAAGACAGUUCAAAGUAAUACUAUCCGGUAAACUGCAUUCUCUUAGCAUCCUUUCAACAAAUCUACAUGCCUCAUCAAUUCUUCUAUUACAUCGAAGACUUUCAACCAAAACUAUGCAAGCAAUUAAGCUCGGAGAAUACCCUGAACCCCACAACUCAUCCACGAUCACCAUUGCUUUCCCUACAUUUCUGUCAUGACAGAGCCUCUCAAUUAGCUCGAAAUAAUCAAAAGAUUUAGGAAGAACCCUCUUUCUCGAGAAAUCAAUCAGCAAGUUGCAUGCUUCCAUGAUCUUCCCACCUCUAUGAAGUCCAUUAAACAAAAUCUCACAAGUUACACUUGAAAGCUCACAAUCUAGUUCAAUCAUCUCAUGAGCCAUUCCUAUUCCUUGUUCCAAUUUUCCUUCCCUGAAGAACCCUUUGAUCAAAGUGUUGAAGCUAACCACAUUAGGAACACACCCUUUGUUCUUCAUUUCCUUAAACAUUUCCAAAGCCAAUUCAAACUGUGAAUUCUUACAGUACCCACUAAUUAAAGUAUUAAACGAUAUCACAUCAGGCUUAACCCUGUCCCUAAUCAUCUUUUCGUAAAACUCCAGAGCCUUCUCAAAGUGCUUAUAUUUCACAAACCCGUUAAUUAUUAUAUUGUAUAAAGCAACGUUUGGCUUCCCAUCAAUCAGUCUUUUCAUCGAAUCAAAAGCAAACAAUGCAUCAUCGAAUCUACCAACUCUACAGUAAGUAUUAAUGGCGAAACGGAAUAUGGGUUCAGUUUUAGGACAAGAGAAGAUACCAUCCGAGCAGGGGCAGGGGUUGGAAGCCAUGAACUGAACGAGAACAUUCAGGGAAUCAAAGCGGUCGGAGGUGGCAAGCGAUCGCGUCAUCCACUCGAACGUGUUGUGGUCGUGCCGGAAAGUGUCGAGAGUCGCGGCGUAGCGGAAAAGGUGGAAGUCGAGGUGGGUGAGUGCGGGAUGAUGGCGAAUGCGAGACUUGAGGAAAGACACCAAUUCCUGAGGAGUGAAGGAGGGUUUAAGGUGCACCUUGACCACAUUAAUCAGUUGGUCGAAUUGCUUUUCAGUCGUCGGAACUAAAGAGGAUGCUGAGGAAGAGUCCGGGGCCGGUAGUGGCGGUGGAGCCGACCGGACUCCGGUGGGUGGUUUUGGAACUGGUUUGCCCAGCUUCCUGAGCAUCAUUUUUUUCAUUGUUUCUUUUUUCUUUUUUGAUGGAGGACAACAGUUACGGAAAAUAAGACCUUGGGGGGCUAAUAACAAAAUACAGAAAGUUCUGGGGGGCUAAACAAGAAGACUCUGUUUUCCAUCCCGCUUCCAUUUUUCGGUGUUGACCGGUGGUUUAAGCUUACCGGCGGCUUCCAAGUCUCACAACUGGGAUCCAAGGAAGCAAUUCUGGUGUUCCCAACGCUGUUCUGUUUGUCUUAAACAGAUAGCCUUGUCGAAGAAGCAUUGAUUAUUGGCGAGCGUUAAGUGCCUACGCCUUCAAGUUUGAGCUAAGUGGAAGAUGAGAGUUCAUACAAGAAUGCAGAACCUUCCUUCAUUAUGUAGGAGUACGAGCUCUGCCGUGUGGAAUCCUCAAUCUUUGAACAGAUUUCUGAGAGUAUCCCCUUUUCCACUACAAGGACCUCGAAGGUUAUCCAUACAAUGUGGAGUUAAAUUUCGUCCAUGCAUCGACAUCCACAAGGGUAAAGUGAAACAAAUCGUAGGAUCCACUCUUCAAGAUACUAAGCAGGAGAAUUCGAGCCUCAUAACUAAUUUUGAAUCUGAUAAACCCGCUGCUGACUUUGCUAAGCUUUACAAAGAAGAUGGACUUACAGGUGGUCACGUGAUCAUGCUUGGAGCUGAUCCAUUGAGCAAAUCAGCUGCUAUUGAAGCAUUAUUCGCUUAUCCUGGUGGUUUGCAAGUUGGAGGUGGUAUUAACACUAGCAAUGCUCUUAGUUACAUAGAGGAAGGAGCUAGCCAUGUCAUCGUCACCUCAUACGUUUUCAGCAAUGGUCAAGUGGACCUUGACAGGCUUAAAGAACUUGCUCGUGUGGUUGGAAAAGAAAGAGUUGUGUUAGAUCUUAGCUGCAGAAAGAAGGAGGGCAAAUACUAUAUCGUCACAGACAGGUGGCAGAAUUUUACUGAUGUGUGUCUUGAUCAGAAGGUGUUGGAUUUUCUGGCUGGUUUUGCUGAUGAGUUUCUGGUCCAUGGAGUUGAUGUUGAAGGAAAAAAGCUUGGAAUUGAUGAAGAGCUUGUGUCAUUGCUCGGAAAACAUUCUCCAAUUCCUGUGACAUACGCUGGGGGAGUGACCGUAAUGGCAGAUUUGGAGAGAAUCAAAAUUGCAGGAAUGGGGCGUGUGGAUGUUACAGUCGGAAGUGCCUUGGAUAUCUUUGGUGGAAACCUAGCAUACAAAGAAGUCGUCGCUUGGCACGCCCAACAGGAAACUUUGGUGCACUGAAGGUCUGUACCCUUGUUCCCAGCACCAAGAUUCUCCAAAAUAUUGUACUAUUAUAGUGUGGGGUGUCAUUGCUUGUGACGUUAGGUUGAGUUUGAUGAACCUCAUCAAUCAUCAUUAGUGUCUCUUUUUUGGUGAAAAACAUCAGUUGUCGAUUAAUUCUUUUCCGAUUUACUCCCUCUGUCCCAAAAUUAUUGUCCAGUUUGAGAUUUCACUUUUAGUAUAAUUUGAACUAAAAAUGAAAAUCCAAACUGGACAAUAAUUAUGGGAUAUGGGACGGAGGGAGUGUAUCUUUAUUUUUGUUUGAUCGAUUUAUGAGACUUCCUUUGCAGUUCCAAUUUAUGAUUGCAUGGUUGAGAAUUUGUAGAUGGUAUGAAUUGAAAAGAAGGAUCCUCAAGGCCAUUCGGCAAUUAUCAUCCAAGUGUGGUCGCAUAUCCUUGAUUCUUAAAUAUUGUAGAUGCUAGCAGGAAUGAAACCACUAUAAGAAAAUGGUCUAAAACAAAAACAGCUCUGCAAAAAUUUCAGGCUGCUGCAUUUCCUGAUAUUACACAAUGGCAGCAGUUAUAUCCGGGACUGUCUCUGCAACAGAAAUUGUGCAGAUCCUAAGGUAUUGAUGAUUAAACGAGCAGUAAGCACUACGGACAGCACGAUCGGGUUUCUUACGAGGGGCAAUUCAAUCCUUACCUAAAAAUGCCAAAUUGCCAAUGCAGCCAUUCACAUCUACGGUUGUAAGGGGCAAUUUGAAAUGAAAAGUGACGAUAAAAUGCAAAGGAUAAGAGACUAAGAGAGUAUGAACUGUUUGCAAUACGUGAACCAAUUGGUGUGAUACUCACUGCCUCUAGAAAACAUAAAAACGCAGAAAAAGUGUGUUGAUCAGUAACCAAUCAAGCCAAUAUGGAUCUUGGAGAAGUUGCAUACCCCUAAACCCUAAUCAUCACUUCUAAUAAAAUAUUACCUUAUUUCCAAAAUCAAAAUUAGUCCAUACCAAGUUUUGAAAUUUGUACCAAUUGUUUUUUAUUUUUAUUUUAUCUUUUUCUCGUUAGUUCAUAUUUUCUCAAGUUCUAUUUACAAAUUAUUAAAGCUAAGAGUUUUUAAAAUUUUUUGUGUCUUUUAUGAAUAUAACGGAGG